AUGGAGUCCGAGGAGAAGCCGCUGCAGGAUGUGAUUGAAGCGAAGGUAGACGGUGCUGCUGAUGAGUGUGGGAAGCAGGGUGACAAUGACGAGGGUACGCGAACGGGAGAAGAUAGUCUCAAGAAGGGUAAGGUUGAAGCGGAGGGGCAAGGAGCUCGAAAGGAAAACAGGGAAGGCGAGAAGGAGCUUGGGGAAGGCGCGGGGGGGACGGACGGUUCGGAAGGGAAGGUGGUACGUGAGGAAGUUCACGUCUUGCAAAAGGAUGGGCCAGUGAAAGCCGAGGCUGAAGCGGGGAGACGAGGGGAUGAUGGUGCUGCGACUGCAAUGGAGGUGGAUGCUGAAACGAGGGUGACUGAAGCAGGAGUGGCUGAUGGAGGGUUGACUGAAGCAGAAGUGUCUAAAGUAGAAGUGACUGAAGCGGAGGGUGUAGGGAGGGAACAGGGUUUGGGGUCAGGAGGGGCAGGGGAGGGCGAGAAUAAUACGAGAGAUAAAAUUAGGGGGCAAGAAGGUGUUGGGGAAGCAGAUGGGCCGGAAGAAGUGGACGUGGGGGGAGAGGGGUGUGGGAAUGGGGAGGAGGAAGGGAAGGGUGACAAGGAGACGAGAGGAAAUGAUGAGAUGGGGGGAGAUGAAGGCAGGAAAGUGGAUGGGGACAUGAAAGGUGAGGAGAAGUUUGUGAAGAAGGGUGAGGGGAAGGAUGACGGGAAGGGUGAAGGGAAGGGUGAGGAGAAGGUCGAAGAGAAGCAGGAGCAGGGGGGAGGGAAGAUGGAGGAGGAUGAGGAGGGAGGGAGAAAGGGGGAGGAGGAGAGAGCAGGGGGGGGGAGUGAGGAGGAGCGUAUUAAGGAACAGGAGAGAUCAAACUCAGAGUUGGAAGGAGUAGAGGGAGGAAAGAAAGUGGAAGGAGAAGGAAGUAAGGUGGAAGAGCGGGAGGAUCAAGGGGAGGAGCAGCAUGUUUCACCAGAGUCGGCACAGCUAACCACUGACACGGAUUCUGUUGUAACUUCAGGCACUGGUGCUAGUGCUGCUGGUACAGAUGCCAAAGGCACAAGUGCCAGUGCUACAGGUGUUACUGCUACAGACGCUAAUGCUACAGAUCUUACUGCUACAGAAGCUGCUGCUGCUACAGACAUUAACACUGCAGACGGCUCUGCUGACCGUGGCCCUCCUGGUGCACUCCCAUUGCCAGCAGAGCAGGAGCAGCAGGGGAUGGAGGCACAGCCGCCCGUGGCAGCAGAGCAGCAGCUGAUGGACCUCCGCCUGCUGGCGCUGCAGAACGCCGUGCUGCCCGCGCAUGGGGAGGGGGAGGGCGCUGAGGAGGAGACGACUCAGAAUGCAGCACUGCCAACCGGACCAGCGGAGGAGCAGCAGGUGCUGCAGGAGCAGCGGCAUGAGGGCAUGGAGACAGAGUUCCCAUCAGCAGCAGAGCAGCAGCAGCAGCAGCAGCAGCAGCAGCAGCAGCAUGAGCAUAUGGGAGCGGAGGUCCCAGCAGCAGCAGAAGCAACAGAAGCAGCAGAGCAGCAGCAGCAGCAGCAGCACGAGGUGAUGGACAUGCGUCUGUUGGCAAUGCAGAACGUGGUGCUGGUGCAGGCAGCGAACGAGGAGGAGGAGAUCGACGUGCUAGAGGUAGACGAGGAGGAGGAGGAGCAGCUCAAGAAGCAGAUGGGCGUGGGGGAGGGCGGGCCUGUGGAAUACAUGGUGCUGGGGGAAGGGGGGGAAGGGGGGGAAGGCGCGGAAGGGGGAGCUGGGGGGGUGCUAGGGGCCGGAGGGGCAGGAGGCGAAGGUGUGUCGAUGGGGGAUGGUGCUGCGGUUCCUGGGGCUGCAGGUGUGUUGGUGCCGGAACACUUGACUGACGCUGCUACGGAUGGAAUUUCAGGUGCGGUGAUGGGAGGUGUCGCAGGUGUGGAGUCGGGUGGGGCGGCACUUCCAGUGGUUCCAGGUGGUGGUGGUGGUGAAGGUGGUGCGGAUGUAGCUGGAUCAGCAGGUGAGCAGCAGCAGCAGCAGAGGGGGGAGGAGAGGGCACUCGGAGCUCAAGCCAUUGCCUCACCUGAAGGACGGACGGCGAAGAAAGGGGCAGAUUCUGAGAGAGAGCAGCAGGCAGGAGGGGUGGGCACGCGAAAGCGGAAGCAGCAGCAGCAGGGGGAUGGGGAUGGUGUCCCCUCGCUCUGCCUGCCUGUAAGCUCGCUCUGCCUGCCUGUAAGCUCGCUCUGCCUGCCUGUAAGCUCGCUCUGCCUGCCUGUAAGCUCGCUCUGCCUGCCUGUAAGCUCGCUCUGCCUGCCUGUAAGCUCGCUCUGCCUGCCUGUAAGCUCGCUCUGCCUGCCUGUAAGCUCGCUCUGCCUGCCUGUAAGCUCGCUCUGCCUGCCUGUAAGCUCGCUCUGCCUGCCUCUCUCCAGGGCGUCACUCGCCGCACGCGCCAUCACACCACCCGCACUCCGCUUCAGAGUCUCACUCCACUCUCUCACACUUACCCCCUGUUACCCCCUCCGGCAACCCCACUUUCUGCAGCUCUCCAGGGUGUCACUCGCCGCACGCGCCAUCACACCACCCGCACUCCGCUUCAGAGUCUCACUCCACUCUCUCACACUUACCCCCUGUUACCCCCUCCGGCAACCCCACUUUCUGCAGCUCUCCAGGGUGUCACUCGCCGCACGCGCCAUCACACCACCCGCACUCCGCUUCAGAGUCUCACUCCACUCUCUCACACUUACCCCCUGUUACCCCCUCCGGCAACCCCACUUUCUGCAGCUCUCCAGGGCGUCACUCGCCGCACGCGCCAUCGCACCACGCCGCCCCCCUCGCGCCUGGCCUUCAUGGCUUUUGAGGCGCCUCAAAAGCCAUCGCACCACGCGCCCCGCCUCGCGCCUGCCCUUCAUGGCCCUGGAAGACCAAUCAGCCCUGCUCUCCCCCCCUCCCCUCCUCCUCAUUCACGCAACCCUCUGGCCCCCUCGUUCUGUCGUUUUCCUCCACUUGCUUUUCAUUUCCGUCCUGCUUUCCCCUGCUCUGCCCCCCUGUACCCCCUUCCCCCCCGUCCAACCCCUCACUAUUGGGUCUGUGCCUGAAGCACCACUGGAGCCUUCACCGCUCAACGGGCCUGCCUUGGGACCAGGCGAGGGCGCUGGAGCAGCAGAAGCAGGGGAGGGUGCGGGGGCAGGGGGAGCGGGGGGAGCUGGUGAGGUAGGGGCAGCAAGUGGAGGAGGGGAGGGUGGUGCGCCGGCCCCUGCCUCUGCGCCUGUGCUGCAGGCAUACCACCGGAGACGACAGGAGCAACCACUGAGUGAGUGUGAGGGGGUGAUUGAGGUGGGAGAACAGGGAAGCCUGUCAAUGCCGGAGCUCUCAGUGUGCCUGCCAGAGACAGCAUCUGUUGGUGCACUCAAGCAAGCAGUGGUUGAGGCAGCGCUAGCAUCCUUCGGAAACGGCCUCCGCCUGCGCAUGGUGUUACAGGGUAACCGCUGCACGCACGACCAGGCCUCGCUAGCGGACGUGGGUCUCUCCCACGCGGCGCUCCACCAGCAGCAGCAGCAGAAGCAGGCAGCCGCCGCCUCCCUCAGCUUCAUGCUCGACCCUGACCCCUUUGCUGCUUUCCCUUUACUUUCUCCUUACUUCGUGCCGCACUGCCACUUCUGUGCUGCUGCUGUCGCCCCACGUCUGUGCUGCUGCUGUCGCCCCACUUCUGUGCUGCUGCUGUCGCCCCUGGCCCAUCCUGGGGAUCCCUCUCUUGCUGCUGCUGUGGCUGCGGCGGCGGCGGCGGCUGAUGGUCCACUCGUGUCUGCUGCAUCCCCAUCUCACUCGCACCCCUCCCACAACACUCGAUCAAGCAUUGCAGCCGCUGCUGCCGCCGCCGCAGCCGCCGCAGCAGCAGCAGCCGCAGCGGCAGCAGCAACACCAGGCAGCUCCCGCAGACACUCUAACCCCGCCACUCCUCUCCACCCAUCCUACCUCUCCCCGUCACACCUUUACGCUGCCACCUCUGGCCCUCACACUCCUGCAUCUGCCCCCUCUGCUGCUACCACCACCACGCCUACGACUAGACAAGCAGCAGCGCAAGCGUUGGCGGCGAUUCGAGCGCAGACAGAGCAUGAGCCAGGGGAUGGGGCGGGCGGAGGGAGAAGCAGGAGGAGGCGGAGGAACGACGAUGAGGAUUACCAGGAAGGGGAGGAAGGAAAGGAGGAAGAGGAGGAGGAGGAAGAGGAGGAGGAUGAGGAGUAUGAAGACGAAGACGGGUAUCAUUCGCCGUUUGGGCGGUAUUCUAGUAGCGGGUAUGCUUCUAAAGGAGCGCAUUCCGGUGCUCUGAUUCUCCACCCAUCCGUCUCAGGGAGAGGCAGAGGGAGAGGCCGAGGCGGAGGCGGAGGAGGAGGGGCGUUGGCAUACCCAGGAAGAGUAGGAGGAGGGGAGAGUGGGGCACUGGUGUUGCAUCCGCAUCAGCAGCACUUGCAGAGGGGGGGUAUGGGGGUGGGGGGAGGGGCGAUGAUGGUGCAUCCGAGGUCGAGGGGAGCGGCGGGGCUACAGCUGAUAGAGCAGAGGAGGAGGAUCAGGCGGCCGUUCACUGUAGGGGAGGUGGCCUCGCUGGUGGAUGCUGUAGAAGUGCUGGGCACUGGCAGGUGGAGGGACGUGAAGCUGAGGGCAUUCGCGACAUCAAAGCACCGCACCUAUGUGGAUCUCAAGAACGUCGAGGCAGCUUAUAUCGAAGCGUCUGGUAACGGAGCGGCCGUGUGGCAGCGCCGGUGCGUGUGGGGAGACCACGAGACGUGCUGCGGGCUGUGCGGGGGAGAGGAGCUCGCGCUGCGAUACAUCCGAUCCAACGUCUCUCUCGCGAUCGGCGCGCUCGGAGCCAACGCUUCUGCUGCUGCUCGUAAUCUCAUCGACCUCUCCAACCCGCCCUCUGUGAGUGUGGUGUGGCUCUGCUCUGCGCGCUGGUUAAGGCUGUGCGAGGGCGAGGAGCUCUCGCUGAGAUACAUCCAGCAACUCCACCAGCAAUGUACCUCCACUCCCUUCUUUCCCUUCUUCCCCUCCUUUCCCUCCUUUCCCUCCUUUCCCUCCUCUCCCUCCUCUCCCUCCUCUCCCUCUUCUCCCUCAUUUCCUCCGCUCCCUCUCUCCCUCUUCCCCCUCGUUUCCUCCGCUCCCUCCUAUCUCUCUUCUUAUCCGCUCGGCCCUGGUCUGCUCGAGAUGCUACCUGGUCUUCCUCCUCUCCUCUCCCUCCUCAUACACCGAAUCUGUGUGAGUGGUGGUUUGCCUUUCUUCCAAUACUGCUUGCCUCUCCUCCCUCUCCUGCCUUCUCCUCCCUCUCCUACCUCCCCAUCUCCCGCCUCUCCUCUGCUUCCCACGAUCAAAUGGAUGUUUGAUGUUUGCCGCUCGCUGAGAAUUAUGUCACAAGUCCAUUCUCUCCCCUCCACUCUCUCCCCUCCACUCUCUCCCCUCCAUUCUCUCCCCUCCAUUCUCUCCCCUCCAUUCUCUCCCCUCCAUUCUCUCCGCUCCCUCUGCCCCCCCUCUCACAGUGCCUUCCCCGCCCACCAAUAUACGCCUUCCCUCACCCCACCACCAUCUGCUGCGAUCCUUUCAACCUGCACCCCUCCCAAUGCCCCCCAAGCUCUCUUCCCAACCCCCACACCCAUCGUCACCACUCUCACCCCCACCACCAACCUACCUCAACCGCUCUACCUCCAACACUUCUGGUCUUGA
Messenger RNA from Closterium sp. Naga37s-1, 5670 nucleotides. Lineage: Eukaryota; Viridiplantae; Streptophyta; Zygnematophyceae; Desmidiales; Closteriaceae. The record is from the annotation of a GenBank genome assembly.